Rhopalosiphum maidis (corn leaf aphid) is the source of this 2248-nucleotide messenger RNA. It is a transcript of the gene nab, whose product is annotated as NGFI-A-binding protein homolog. Gene Ontology annotation, cellular component: nucleus. The record is from RefSeq and is a predicted model, not a curated record. Gene Ontology annotation, molecular function: transcription coregulator activity; transcription factor binding. Gene Ontology annotation, biological process: negative regulation of DNA-templated transcription. Bases 1 to 1845 code for a protein of 614 amino acids. The transcript is spliced from 13 exons. Lineage: Eukaryota; Metazoa; Arthropoda; Insecta; Hemiptera; Aphididae.
AUGGAAGUCAACGAAAGCGCCGAAGUUCGGUCUACCGACACGCCGCAGACCAACGGUGGUAACGGCGGAGGCAACUGUUGCGGCACAUCCCCUGCGGUCGGGGCACCGGCGGAACAUUCUUCCGGUACGAAGAUCCUGAGCAAGAAUUCAAACGGCACAAUGAUCAUGACAUCCAGUCCGAAUAACGAAGCUGAAUUACAAUUGUACAGGGUAAUGCAGAGAGCUAGUCUUUUAGCGUAUUACGAUACACUACUCGAAAUGGGAGGCGAUGACUUGCAACAGCUUUGUGACGCCGGUGAAGAAGAAUUUCUUGAGAUAAUGGCUCUGGUUGGUAUGGCGUCAAAGCCACUGCACGUUAGACGAUUGCAAAAAGCUUUGCACGAAUGGGUCAGCAACCCAACCAUGUUUCAAACGCCACUGACGUCUCCUGUCGCUAGUGGUGGUCCUAGUGCGAUCGUUCUACCGCCGAACCCGGUCCGGCCGUUUCUCAACGUCUGCCCAAACCCACUGAUUCAGACAUCCAUACAUCACGGUUACUAUACACCACUAGGAUACGGUUACCAGCCGCCCACGUCACCAUCGCCCGUGCCCAGCUCAACCAACCAACUACCACAGGUUGCGCAAACGAGUGAAGCGACAACUUCGGCUGGUCAACACUAUGGAGAUAGUAAUAGUCCUGGUCAAAGUCCAGGUUCACCGUUACAGUUGUCUCCGUUACUGGACGAAUCACAAAUCGCCCGGUUGGCUACGUCGGCUAAGCAACUAGUGCAAAGGCUACCGCAGUAUCAACCCAAGGCACAAACAGCGAAACGGAAGGCAAACAAAGAACUAGAAUGCGUUAUGAACAUGCCGGAAGAAGAUCCAAGGCGCAUAGAAUCCAUUAGGAAAUAUUCAGCUAUUUAUGGGCGAUUUGAUUGUAAAAGGAAACCAGAAAAACCUUUAACAUUGCACGAGGUGUCCGUAAACGAAGCUGCCGCACAGAUAUGCAAAUUAGUGCCUGUUCUAUUAACUAGGCGAGACGAACUGUUCCCUUUAGCCCGACAAGUGGUCCGUGAUUCAGGGUAUCAUUACUCUAAAGGACAUUCCAAGUCAAGCAUGCAGAGUUUCAGAGGAUUGACUUCGAACGGCGACUGUAGUUACGGGUCGAAGAGACCCCGUCUAGACGAUAACGACAAGCUAUUCAAAAUCCGCCGACAGGAACGUUUAGAACAAAUCGCUGACGAACUAAAGGCAGUCAACGAUCGCCGAGAAGAGUUGGACCAAAGCACCAAAGAUGACCCGGUGGUCCAACAACAGUUAGAAACCCUGAAAAAUCGUCAAUCGCAGCUGUUAGUGGAACAGAACGAUCUGCGACAAAACAAGUCGAUGAUGCGACGGGACAGGAACGAUGGAAGGACGUCGUCAUCUGCCGGUUUCGACACUGACGAUACCGACUCUCAAAUGUCGUACAGCAAUACUAGUUCUCCUUUGCAGGACAUUAGUGACUCGAGGGAUUCAAUGAUUCGCUGCAGCGUCGACUUCCACCACGACGGAAAAUCAUCACAGAAUACCGGUAAUCAGAGUAACUUGUCUCGCGGCGAUACAGAUGAUACGGAUGAAGACGACGGAGAACUUCGUCGCCACCGCCGCCGUCACAGUCACAGCCCCUCCAACCAAAUAAACGGUAACAGACAUCUAGUUGAUCGAUUUUUCAACGAUAAAGUCCAGAUAAUAUCGUCGAGCGGCGGCAAUAUAAUCGCCGUCACCAAUCCGGCGCUGUUGAUGUCCGCCGCCGCGACCACGACGACGCCGCCGCCGCUGUCAUUGAAAAUCGAACCAGUUUCACCGACACGAGACGAUGACUGAUGGAAGAAAUGCAGAGGCACAGAGGCAGACGUCCCGUGAGCCCGAAGAGAUCUCCGACUUUCUUCGUUGUUUUUAUUAGUUAUUAUUUAUUAUCGUUUUCUGUUGGUCGUAUUUACUAUUUAUUUUUCCCAGUUAUUUAAUCAUGUUAAUAAUAUUAUAUAAAACCGCGUAUUUCGUACCCAUAGUGUGAGAAUAAGCUUAAAAUACGACCAUGUUCCUAUAUACGACUGUAUCUAUUCUUAUAUAUACGAAUGUUAUAAUAUUAUAUACAAUUAUACAAACACCGUCAUUCGUCGGCCGUUGGAUCGAAACUUUUGAGAUAAUCACGACUUACGAGCCCGAGAUAAUACCUACCUAUGUUAUUUUUAUUUUAAUAUUAUUAUUAUAAUAUUACGUUGUAUUA